This is a messenger RNA of Trifolium pratense (red clover), 805 nucleotides long. RefSeq names its product transcription and mRNA export factor ENY2. Gene Ontology annotation, cellular component: DUBm complex; SAGA complex; nuclear pore. Gene Ontology annotation, biological process: poly(A)+ mRNA export from nucleus; regulation of transcription by RNA polymerase II; positive regulation of DNA-templated transcription. Lineage: Eukaryota; Viridiplantae; Streptophyta; Magnoliopsida; Fabales; Fabaceae. The transcript has 5 exons. The record is from RefSeq and is a predicted model, not a curated record. Gene Ontology annotation, molecular function: chromatin binding; transcription coactivator activity. The coding region runs from base 159 to 503 and encodes 114 amino acids.
AAGGAAUACUCUAGUUGCAUCGUUAGGAAGAAAGUGACGAAAUAGGGCACACUCCACAGUGCGUGCGUUUGUUUGUCUUCUCUCUCAUAGUUCAUUCAAUUCAACCCCCGUUCUGUUCGUAGCUAAUACUUUUUUUCAAUCUUUUUUAUUCCUUAAACAUGAAGGCAAAAUCAUCGGUGAAUCGACCCCCAACACCAGAUGUUGCCGAUAAUCUCCCAGAAAGAGAACCUACGUUUCAAGAACUUCUCAAUAUCAAGUUUAUUGAGACGGGAGAAAAGGAGCGGUUGAUGGAACUUUUGAGGGAAAGGCUUGUGGAUUGCGGUUGGAAGGAUGAGAUGAAAUCUAUCUGCAGAGCAUUUGUGAAGAAGAAAGGGAGGAAUAAUGUUACUGUAGAUGAACUUAUACACGUAAUCACUCCAAAGGGCCGAGCCUCAGUUCCUGAUUCAGUAAAAGCCGAGCUGUUGCAAAGAAUUCGCACAUUUCUUGUUUCUGCAUCUCUCUAAUGGCUUCAUCAGUAAUAAUAUCACCAACAUUCUGUAAAGAUUAAAGUUUCAAGUUUGGAUUGCAAUUUGAAUUGCAGUAGCACUGUUUUCAAUGUCGAUGAACUGAUAAGUAAACAAGGGAUUGUUUCUCAAAACUGAAUUUGAAAGCAUUAGAAAGAGUUAUCCGCCAGUUAUCGAAACAUACAAAGAACUGCACACAUUUGUACUGGAUUGUAUUCUAGGAGUAUGAGUAUGUGAUGUAAAACCAUGACUAUUAUGUACACCCUCUUUUCCUUAUUUAUAUUAGAUGUUGGUAUAAAUAA